Messenger RNA from Hemicordylus capensis (graceful crag lizard), 4078 nucleotides. RefSeq names its product spliceosome associated factor 3, U4/U6 recycling protein (gene SART3). The coding region runs from base 340 to 3168 and encodes 942 amino acids. The transcript has 19 exons. Gene Ontology annotation, biological process: RNA processing. The record is from RefSeq and is a predicted model, not a curated record. Gene Ontology annotation, molecular function: protein binding; RNA binding. Lineage: Eukaryota; Metazoa; Chordata; Lepidosauria; Squamata; Cordylidae.
CGGCGUGGGAAGGAAUUAACCGUUUGUUGGCCGGAGAAGGGGGAAGAAAAUUAGCCCCCCACUCUGCACUUUUACUGCCGGGCUGCCCGAACUCCUGCCUGUUUGAAAUUGAGCCCUCCUCCUACCGCCCAACCCGAUUCCCAGCCGAGAAUCCUCCUUGUGAGAUUCAAAACAGACCUAUCCUUGUUCGGCGAGGGAGGGGUCGCAGCCGCGCCCGUCCCUGAGCUGAGCUGAGCUUUGGGUGCAGGGCAGGCAGUUGGCAGGGCAGCCCAAGAGCUCGACGGCCGACUGAGAGGGCGCCCGAGGGCGGGGCCAGCGACGGCGGAGGCGCUGCUCAAGAUGGCGGCGGGUGGCGCGGCUGAGGCGUCGGCCGCGGAGGAGCUGCGGGAAGCCGCGGGCUCGGAAGAUGAAAGGGAAGAGGGUGGAGGCGAUGAAGAGGAGGAGUCCGAAGAAUCCUCCGGGGACGGCGAGGAUGAGGAGAAAGAGAACGAGGCGGAGAUCCAGCGCCUGGAGGAGCAGCUGUCCAUCAAUGCUUUCGACUAUAACUGUCACUUGGACCUGAUCAAGUUGUUGCGCCAGGAAGGCGAGUUGGUCAAACUGCGAAGAGCCCGUCAAAAGAUGAGUGAACUCUUUCCUCUCACGGAAGAGAUCUGGUUAGACUGGCUGAAGGAUGAGAUUCGGAUGGCUUCGGAAAACUCGGAGCGGGAGAAGGUCUACGACCUCUUUGAGAGAGCAGUUAAAGACUACAUCUGUCCAGAAAUAUGGCUUGAGUACGCACAGUACUCGAUCGGUGGCAUCGGCCAAGAAGGUGGCAUAGAGAAAGUUCGGUCCAUAUUUGAGAGGGCGCUCACCGCCGUUGGUCUUCAUGUGACGAAAGGAGCCGCCAUUUGGGAGGCCUAUCGGGAGUUUGAGAAUGCCAUCUUGGAAACGGUGCAGCCGGCCGCUGGCAACGUUCCAUCCCCCGAGCAACAGCAGACCAUCUGUGCACAGCUUGAAAAAAUCCACGUGCUCUUCAGGCGCCAGCUGGGGAUCCCGCUGCUGGAUAUGGGGGCUGCUUAUGCAGAAUAUGAAGAGUGGUCUGAGGAAGCGAUCCCGGAAGCGGUGAGCAAAAGCUACCGGAAGGCUCUGCAGCAGAUGGAGAAAUGCAAACCCUACGAGGAAGCCCUGCUGGUAGCUGAGACGCCAAAGCUGGCUGAAUAUCAAGCCUACAUUGACUUUGAAACGAAGGCCGGGGACCCAGCCCGCAUCCAGCUGAUCUACGAGCGGGCCGUGGCCGAGAACUGCCUUGUGCCGGACCUCUGGGCUCGUUACACACAGUAUCUGGAUAGGCAGCUGAAAGUGAAAGACCUGGUGCUUUCCGUGCACGAGCGAGCAGUCAGGAAUUGUCCUUGGACUGUCAAACUGUGGAACCAGUACCUUCUGGCCAUGGAGCGGCAUCAAGUGGAGCAUCCGCAGAUUUCCGAAAACUUUGAAAAGGCUUUGAAUGCCGGCUUCAUUCAGGCCACCGACUACGUGGAAAUCUGGCAGGCGUAUCUGGAUUACCUGCGGAGAAGGGUGGAUUUUACUCAAGAUUCCAGUAAAGAGCUGGAAGAACUGAGGUCUGCAUUUACCCAUGCUGUAGAAUACUUAAAACAGGAAGUCGAGGAGCGAUUCAGCGAGAGCGGGGAUCCUUCCUGCAGCAUCAUGCAGACCUGGGCGAGGAUCGAGGCUCGCCUGUGUCACAACAUGCAGAAGGCGCGGGAGCUGUGGGACCACAUCAUGACCAAAGGGAACGCCAAGUUUGCCAACAUGUGGCUGGAGUACUACAACCUGGAGCGGGCGCACGGCGACACCCAGCACUGUCGAAAGGCCUUGCACCGGGCGGUGCAGUGCACGAGUGACUACCCGGAGCACGUUUGUGAGGUGCUGCUUACGCUGGAGAGAAUCGAAGGCACUCUAGAAGACUGGGACGCAGCUGUUCAGAAAACGGAAAACCGGCUUGCCCGCGUCAACGAGCAAAGAGUGAAGGCUGCCGAGAAGGAAGCUGCCCUGGCCAAGCAAGAGGAGGAGAGGACGGAGCAGCGGAAGCAGUCCCGGGCCGAGAAGAGGGCGGCCAAGAAGGCCAAGAAACCCAAAGCCGGAGACAAGCGCAAAGCGGACGACGACGACGACGACGAAUGGGGGCAGGAGGAGGAAGUUGAGCAGCCCAGCAAGAGGCACAAGGGCAGCGGUGGGGGCGACGCGGGGACCGAAGAGGAGGUUGAAGACAUGGAGACAGAGAUGGGACUCUUUGGCCGGAACGUGCGCCCCAAAGCGGAGCCGAAGCCCAAGGAGGAGUCCGCCGCGCCGGGCGCCAAGUGGAAGGAGGCCCCCAAGGUCCUGCACGACCGCGAGAAGGAGAACGUCACGGUCUUUGUCAGCAACCUCUCCUACAGUAUGGCGGAGCCCGAGGCGAAGUUGGAAAGCCUCUUUGGCAGCUGCGGGGAGGUGGCUGAGGUGCGGCCCAUUUACAGCAACCGAGGGACAUUCCGGGGCUACUGCUAUGUGGAAUUCAAGGACGAGAAGUCCGCCCUGCAGGCCCUCGGCAUGGACCGCAGGGACUUCGAAGGGAGGCCCAUGUUCGUCUCUCCUUGCGUCGACAAGAACAAGAACCCGGAUUUUAAGAUGUUCAAGUACAGCACUGCCCUGGAGAAGCAUAAACUCUUCAUCUCCGGCUUGCCUUUCUCCUGUACCAAGGAGGAGCUGGAGGAGGUCUGCAAGGCCCACGGAACUGUGAAGGAUAUCCGGCUGGUCACGAACAGAGCCGGUAAACCCAAGGGCCUGGCCUAUGUGGAGUUUGAGAACGAAACGCAGGCCUCCCAAGCAGUGCUGAAGAUGGAUGGCCUCACUAUCCAAGACCAUAUCAUUAAGGUGGCGAUUAGCAACCCGCCUGCCCGGAAAUUCCCGGAGAAACCGGAGGCUGCAGGGAGAACCUCUCAAUCCAUGGUCCCUCGGCAGAUCUAUGGAGCCCGGGGCAAAGGGAGGACCCAGCUGGCCUUGGUUCCCCGUGCGUUGCAGCGCCAGAACCACCCUGCGGCCAAGGCGGAGAACGGAAUGGCCCAGAGCCCGUUGGCGACGCCCGCCCUCCCCGCAGAGGAGCCCAAGAAGAUGUCCAACGCGGACUUUGCCAGGCUGCUCUUGAACAAGUGAGCGAGCCGGGGUGACCGAUGGGGCGGGGAGGGGGGGGCGGAUGCCAGUGUGACCCGGUGUGUGUCCUUAGAAGCCCCGGUGUGUCCUGGCACACCAGCAAGACGACUGGCCGGUCAUCACCACACACCGGUUCUCUUCUGUACUUGCUUUUUCUCUGAGCGCCAAGAUGUGGCUGGGUCAGGGAGGGGAAAUCUGGCAAGAUGGCUUUAAGUCCGUAAACACUCCCUCAUAUUGAGGGGUCCCGUGGAGAGAGAGAGAGAGAGUUCACUUUCGGGGCUGGGUACAAUAUGAAGCUUUUCUGGAGGUUUCGUUUCUGCAGUGGAGCAAGAAGUUUAAUGUGAAUGCUUUCUGCUCGGAUCUGUACAGUUCCACCGCAGUCCGUUUUGGGUCGGUGGCAGCUUCUCCACACGAUACACUUUCUACACGAACCAACACAAGACACACUCGCAGAUAGAUGUAAACACCCCCACACCCUCUGAAGUUGGGGCUGCACCCGUCUCCUCCUCUUGUAUGAAGUUUAUUAUAUUAGAUGGCAACUUCACCAUAAUGGCCUAUUUUAGUACUGGGGUGCAGGGGUAGGCAUUUCUAUUGAGCCUGUAUUGGCUACUUGCUCAAGUUGGUCUGUUUUUGUUUUUAAAUAAAUAUAUAUAUAUAUUUGUGUAAUCUGUAAAUGACAUGCCAGAACACUUAUUUUUAGGCUCUGUUUGUUUGACACGAUCUUCAAAGAAUUGGCCUGUGAAAGCUUGAUUGCUGUGGACCAUUUGGGUGUCUUUUGUUUGCCAAACAUCUGUGUUGUUUAUAUCUUGGCCAGUUUGAUUUUUUCCACUCCCGUUUUGACUUGUUCAGGUUUUUGUUUUGUACAAGUGCAAGUUUGUCCCUCCCUGGGUUCAUUAAAGUACUCUUCUCGGAA